Molecule: messenger RNA, 715 nt
Organism: Hydra vulgaris (swiftwater hydra)
Lineage: Eukaryota; Metazoa; Cnidaria; Hydrozoa; Anthoathecata; Hydridae
Biological process (GO): regulation of DNA damage response, signal transduction by p53 class mediator; regulation of transcription by RNA polymerase II
Cellular component (GO): nucleus; polytene chromosome
Molecular function (GO): histone H4K20 methyltransferase activity; protein binding; transcription regulator activity
Source: RefSeq, a predicted model, not a curated record
GAAGCCAGGAUUCAUGCAUGUUAACAGAUGAAUUUAAGUAUAUGGCAGCAUGUAGCCAGGAGAAUGACUUUCAAAAAGUUUUCAUUGAUAAUGUUAUAGGUUAUGGGAUAUUCAGCAAAAAGGACUUUAAGGCUGGCGAUGCUCUAUUGGAAUAUCAAGGAGAAGUUAUUACAAGAAAGGAAGCAAAAGUUUUAACUGAAACUUAUAGUAAUAAAAACAAAGGGUGCUUUAUAUUCGAUGUUAACUGGAAUGGUAAAAAUAUGAGCAUUGAUGCUACUUAUUCAACUUGCAUGGCUAGAUUUGUCAAUGACUUCCCUGAUAGAUUUGCAAAUUGUCAGCCUAAGACAUGUAUUGUGAAUGGGACCCCACAUUUGUUGUUAUUUGCAAAAAAAGACAUCCCUAAAGAUACUGAAAUUAGAUAUGAUUAUAGAAAUGGCUCUAAUCAACACUGGAGAAAAUUAACAAAGUACGACCAACCAUUUACCAUUAGUGAAGUUCAUGCAUAUCUCCACGGACAGCCUUUGCAGAAAAAUCAAGUGCUUACAGCAUCUAUGUUGUUUUCAUCAUUCACUAGUCAACCUUUAGAGUUAAAGCAGAAUUCAAGUAAUACCAUUUCAUCUACUGAUGUGUUGAAAAAAGUCAGUUACGAUAAAAGGUAAGAUAUACUUAAAAUUUUUAUAGGUAAGAUAGCAAUAAAGAGUGCAAGUUAAAAUUA